Messenger RNA from Punica granatum (pomegranate), 904 nucleotides. The record is from RefSeq and is a predicted model, not a curated record. NCBI's taxonomy places the organism in Eukaryota, Viridiplantae, Streptophyta, Magnoliopsida, Myrtales, Lythraceae.
UUGCCUCUAUGUCCCUUGCAGGCAGCAAUAAAGACCAUAAAUGAGGAAGACAAAUAUUUUUCAAGAGUAUCUCUGCGAAUGCCUUCUUUUGGACUCCCCGUAAAAUUGUCCCAAUUAGACAUAUCAAAAGGAAAACCAAAUGCUGGCGGAAACUCUGGUACCAUGUCAACAAAUACUUCCUCGGAAGUGUCCCUUGAUGGAUGGGAUGGUAUAUCUCUGGAUUAUUCCAUUGAUUGGCCCCUAGGAUUGUUCUUUACUCAAGAAGUGCUCUCCAAGUAUCAAAAGGUUUUCCAGUAUCUGUUGCUGCUUAAACGGAUAGAAAUGGAAUUAGAUAAAUCAUGGGCCUCUGUGAUGCAUCAAGACAACAGAGGAUUUGCCAAGUAUAAAAGUGAUAAUACAAACUCAACACCUCAGCGGCAUAGGCAGCACUUCAAACCUAUGUGGCGGGUUGAUGUCAUAGAAUCCCAAAUGGAAUGUUCUGCAACGACGCAUUCAAGACUCUCAUGACUUCACGGAACUUGUAGGCUUCCAUCAAUGUUCCAUCACGAAGCGUCAUAUGGGAAAAUUUAAGAAAGCUUAUAUGAAAAGAUAUAGAUCGCCAACACGAAUAAGACUGAUUGGGCUAUGUUACGCGAUUUUCUAGUGUAACCAAUAGUUAAAAAUUUUUUGUUCCAAUGUUCAACCUGUAGAAUUUCUUCAUUUGCAGGUACUUAUCGGCUUUAAUUUCAGUCUUAGAUAUUGGUUCUGUGUCGACGAUACUAGACAGCAUAAUGAAACAAUGCCUCCAGUUCUGCUGGAACAUUGAGAACCAAGGAAGUUUCGUGAAUUCAUCUGAACUGGAGCACAUUACGGAGGUAAGAAGCUCUAUCAAGUCAGAUUUAGGGUCGUAAUCUGAAAAUAUCAA